This is a messenger RNA of Drechmeria coniospora, 1773 nucleotides long. Its product is annotated as FAD binding domain protein. The record is from RefSeq and is a predicted model, not a curated record. Gene Ontology annotation, molecular function: FAD binding; Delta24(24-1) sterol reductase activity. Gene Ontology annotation, biological process: steroid metabolic process. Bases 1 to 1773 code for a protein of 590 amino acids. Gene Ontology annotation, cellular component: cytoplasm; membrane. The transcript has a single exon. Lineage: Eukaryota; Fungi; Ascomycota; Sordariomycetes; Hypocreales; Ophiocordycipitaceae.
AUGGAAGAAGCUCACGAUGUCGCCGUCGCCUCGAUUGCGGCCCAGGUCAAGGUCUUUCACGAGAAGCAGAUGCCCUUUCGCAUCUACCACGGCGCGACGAACAGCACGCGACGCUCGCAGCGGCGUGCGGACAACACCAUCGACACGAGCCAGCUGAAGCGCAUCCUAUCCAUCGACGUCGCUCGGCGGUCGGCCCUCGUCGAGCCCAACGUGGCCAUGGACACGCUCGUGCGGGCGACGCUGCCGCACCGACUCGUGCCGCCCGUCGUCAUGGAGCUCCCCGGCAUCACCGUCGGCGGCGGCUUCUCCGGCACCUCGGGCGAGAGCAGCUCGUUCCGCUACGGUGCCUUUGACGCCACCAUCCGCUCCGUCGAGGUUGUCCUCGCCGACGGUCGGAUCGAGAAGGCCUCGAGGACGCGGCAGCAGGACCUGCUAUGGGGAGCCGCAUCCGCCUUUGGCACCCUCGGCGUCGUCACCUUGCUCGAGGUCGAGCUGCGGCCGGCCUGCCGCUACGUGCAGCUGACGUAUUCGCUCGCCGUCUCGGCCGGGGACGCCGUCCGACAGAUGCGAGAGGCCUGCGGCGAGGAGGAGAACGACUACGUCGACGCCAUCGUCUUCUCCAUGGACGAGACGGUCGUCUGCGUCGGUCGGCUGUCGGACGAGCCGCACGAGCCCGGCGUCAAGCCGCUGCGCUUCACGCGCCGGCACGAUCCUUGGUUCUACGUCCGCGCCCGGAAGGUGCUCGGGAGGCUCGGCAAGUCGGGCGAGCGGGCCGUCGUCGACACCAUCCCGCUCGAGGACUACCUCUUCCGCUACGACCGAGGCGGAUUCUGGGUCGGCCGCUACGCGUUCCGCUACUUCCUGACGCCCUUCAACCGGGUCACGCGCUUCGCCCUCGACCGCUACAUGCACGCCCGCGUCAUGUACCGGGCCCUGCACAAGAGCGGCCUCGGCGACGCCUACCUCGUCCAGGACGUCGGCAUCCCGUACGACAGGGUCGAGGAGUUCCAGGCCUGGCUCGACACGAGCUUCGGCAUCUACCCGCUCUGGCUCUGCCCGCUGCGGGUUCGACGCGACGAGCCGGGCUCCAACCACGGCUUGCACUCGGACUUUGCCCGACCGGACGCCGCCGACCUCAUGAACUUUGGCGUCUGGGGCCCCGUCCGGGGCAACCGACGCGAGUACGUUCGGCAGAACCGGGCGCUCGAGCAGAAGGUGCAGGCGCUCGGCGGCAAGAAGUGGCUGUACGCUCACGCCUACUACACCGAGGACGAGUUCUGGGCCCACUACGACAAGGCCUCCUACGACGGGCUGCGGGCCAAGUACGGGGCCGGUUACCUGCCGAGCGUGUACGACAAGGUCAAGGUCGACGUCGAGGCCGAGGAGGCGGCCAUCGGGGCGACGUGGAAGUCGCGGGCGAAGGCUCGGAUCGGCGCCAUCUGGCCGCUGCGAGGCCUGUACGGUUUCGCGAGCGCCGUGGCGGGAUCCGAGUACCUGCUGCAGAAGAAGCAGAAGAAAUCGAGCAAGCAGGCGCAGAAGGAGGGGAUGACGAAGGGGACGGAGAUGGAGGUAGAGGCGGAGAAGGAAUCGGAGAGGGAGACGGAGAAGAUGGAGAAGGAGACGGAGGAGGAGGCAGCGGAGACGACCAAGGCGAUGGAAAACAAGUCACAAACGGAAACGCAGAAGGACACGGAGACAAACGAGAGACAAAAAGGACACCCGGAAACAAAGGCGAACAAGGCAAACGACCCGGCGGGUGCGGAAGAAGCAUAG